This is a messenger RNA of Cooperia oncophora, 255 nucleotides long. NCBI's taxonomy places the organism in Eukaryota, Metazoa, Nematoda, Chromadorea, Rhabditida, Trichostrongylidae. The record is from the annotation of a GenBank genome assembly.
AUGAAGACAUCACACUACUCGUUUUAUCAUCCCAUAGAGAUGUCCAUGUUGGUGAGCGAUCGACUCGACAAUCACCAAGUAGUACGGCGACUCGCUUAUCAAAUAGGGUUUCUUUUCCAAUCACAGGAUGAUUUGCUUGAUGUGUACGGUGAUCCAAAUGUUACGGGUAAAGUCGGCACUGAUAUACAAGACGGAAAAUGUACAUGGUGCGCGUCCGAGCGGCCCCAGAAAUCUCGCGAGGGAAACCAGAGAUGA